This is a messenger RNA of Papaver somniferum (opium poppy), 1588 nucleotides long. Its product is annotated as alkylated DNA repair protein ALKBH8 homolog. The transcript has 6 exons. Gene Ontology annotation, biological process: oxidative demethylation. The record is from RefSeq and is a predicted model, not a curated record. Gene Ontology annotation, molecular function: demethylase activity; nucleic acid binding; oxidoreductase activity. The coding region runs from base 161 to 1201 and encodes 346 amino acids. NCBI's taxonomy places the organism in Eukaryota, Viridiplantae, Streptophyta, Magnoliopsida, Ranunculales, Papaveraceae.
CCCAGAUGCAAGCAAUUCGUUCCCUUCCCUGAUGCCAAAAGCCUAAAACCUCUGAAGCAGAAGUGCAGAACCAAAACCCUAGUAAGUUUCCUUUCUAAGUUCCAAUUUCAUUUAACCCAAAUCAAAAUUCCAAUCUUUUCCUUGGUGAACGAAGGAAGCAAUGGUUAAAAACUCAAGAUUUAUUCGUCCAAACAAUAGUGGUGAUGAAUCAAGUCCUAAUUUGUAUGUAGCCAACUGUGGACCAACUGUUGGUAUCUCUUAUGAAGAAAUUGAAUUAGUGUUUAGUAAAUUUGGUGAACUCCAAGGUGUUUAUCCUGCAGAUGAAACUGGUGCCCGAGUUGUUGUUUCUUACUUCGAUGUAAAAUCUUCUCAAGCUGCUUUUACUGCGUUUAGUGGAAACCCUUGUCUUGAAUUUGGUGGUCGCCUUCUUCAUAUUCGUUAUUCCAUUCUUCAACCUAUUCCUCAGAUUAAAGAUUCUGUACCAGUUGCAUUGGAGGCUUCAGAAUUGCAAAUUCCAGGCCUGUAUUUAGUUCAUGACUUUGUUACUGCUAAAGAGGAAGAGGAGCUCCUCGCAGCAGUGGAUGGUAGACCUUGGAAAGGUCUUGCAAAAAGAAGGGUUCAACAUUAUGGCUACGAGUUUAAGUAUGAAACAAGAAAUGUGAAUACAAACCAGAACCUGGGUGAACUUCCACCAUUUAUGUCUACUGUACUUCAAAAGAUCUCGUCUUUUCCUUACCUCGGUGCGGGAGAUGAUAUCCUAGACCAGCUAACUGUUAAUGAGUACCCACCUGGGGUGGGAUUGUCCCCACAUAUAGACACUCAUUCAGCAUUUGAAGGAUUAAUCUUCAGCCUUUCAUUAGCAGGACCUUGUAUUAUGGAAUUUCGGAGAUAUCCGCAAGGCUCUUGGCGUCCUCCAUCUGGCUCCAGAGUAGAAGAUAAGGAAGUAUAUGAUAAUUGCUCAACUUUCUUACGGAGAUUGCUUUUCCUCCCUCCUCGGUCUAUGCUUCUGUUGUCUGGUGAGGCACGGUAUGCCUGGCAUCACUAUAUACCACAUCAUAAGGUUGAUAUAGUUAAAGGAGAAACAGUAAGAAGAGGUGAAAGGAGGGUUUCCUUCACAUUUCGUAAGGUCAGAAAUGGACCUUGCUGCUGUGAAUAUGAGCAAUACUGUGAUUCUCAGAGAUCUGACAAGGUGGAUAAUUGAGCUUGGGAACUGAUAUUCACAUCAGAUGUGGUGGAAAUCUAAACCGAGUUCUGUACAUGCUGUGUGAUUUCACUCUAGCAGUUAACGCUAAGAUUGGAAGCUGAACCCUAGGAAUCCCUGCAGCUAAUUUUGUAGCAGCCUAUAGGCUGAACGAUGUGGUUUUAAAUUGGUACAAGGACUUAUAUCACUUGGAAACUACUUGGGGAUUACAUUAUUGUUGAUGUUAAUGGACCAAAGCUUUUCCAUUCCUCGUUAAUGGAGGUAAAAUAUAAUGAACUGCAGGGUAUAGUUGCAGCAACCAGCAAGUACAUGGUUUACUUUAGAGUGAUCAGUUUUGAACGAAAUGUUUACCAAAAAGAAAUGAGAAAACAAUGCCGGGUUGACUUC